Petromyzon marinus (sea lamprey) is the source of this 1774-nucleotide messenger RNA. RefSeq lists its product as uncharacterized. Gene Ontology annotation, molecular function: protein binding. The record is from RefSeq and is a predicted model, not a curated record. Lineage: Eukaryota; Metazoa; Chordata; Hyperoartia; Petromyzontiformes; Petromyzontidae.
CCACCUGCUCUCCACUCACCUACCACCUCUAUAAAUUCACUGUCACUGAGCGAAUGCCCCCAGACGAACCAUCAUCCCCAUCAUGGCAGCCGCGCCAAUAGUCCGGCUUCUCCUUCUGCUGCUGCCGCUGCUGCUCGAGCGUGGCGGUGGGGCGACGGCCAACUCCGCGAGCCAGUGGCGGCCUCCUUCACGGGACCCGUGGCCUCGUCGUGAGAACCCAGGGCCUCCUGCUUCUCCUCCUCGUGAUAUCCCACCUCUUCCUCUUUUUCCUCCUCGUACGAUCCCGCUGUCUCCUCCUCAAUUUCCCCGCCCGGUGCCGUGGUCUUCUCGUGCUCGGAUCCGGCGUUCUCCUCUUUCACGGAUCCCGCAGCCUCCUCCUCCUCCUCCUCCUCCUCGUAAAAUCCCGCGGCCUCCUCGUCCUCCUCCUCCUCCUCCUCCUCCUCGUGGGAAAUGGUGGCAUCCCGUCUAUCCUCCUCGUCAAAUCCCGCGGCCUCCUCAAAUUCCUCAACCGGUCCUGUGGUCUUCUCGUGCUCGGAUCCGGCGUUCUCCUCUUUCACGGAUCCCGCGGCCUCCUCGCAUUCCUCCUCCUCCUCCUCGUGAAAUCCCGCGGCCUCCUCGCUUUCCUCCUCCUCCUCGUGAAAUCCCGCGGCCUCCUCGCUUUCCUCCUCCUCCUCGUGAAAUCCCGCGGCCUCCUAUAUUUUCCCAUCCGGUCCAGUGGCUUUCUCAUUCGCGGAACCGGCGUUCUCUUCCUCCCCGGGUCCCUCCGUCUCCCCCCGCUCCUCGCCACAACCGCUCCGAGUGUCCGCCCUCACGGCCCGCGGCCGCCUUGCCGGCCAACGCCACUGAGCUCGUCCUGAGCGGCGCCAACCUCUCGUGCCUGGCCCCCGACUCGUUCCGGGGCCUCCGCGGGGGCCUCUUGCGCGAGCUCCGCCUCGACGACAACGCCCUGGAGGCCCUCCCCGCGGGCCUCCUCGACGGCCUGGCGCGCCUCGAGGUCCUCGACCUCGGCGGCAACCGCCUCGGGGCCCUGCCGGAGGACGGGGCCCUGGGCCGCGACGCGCCGGCCCUCAGGCACCUGGUGCUCGCCCGCAACCGGCUGCGGCGGCUGACCGCGGCCUCCCUCGCCGGCCUGGCGCGCCUCGAGUGGCUGGACGCGUCGGCCAACGGGCUGGCCCGGCUCGACGACGGGGCCCUGGGCGGCGGCGCUCCGUCCCUGCGGGCCCUGCACCUGGUGGACAACCGGCUGGAGGCGCUGGGGCCGGGGGCCUUCCGCGGCCUCCGGCGGCUGGAGAGGCUCCACCUGGACGGCAACCGCCUGCGGUCCCUGCCGGCCGGGGCCUUCGACGACUGCGCGGCCCUCCGCUUCCUCUACCUGGGCCGCAACGGCCUGAGGUCCCUGGCGCCGGGCCUCCUCGGCCCGACGCCGCGCCUCGAAAUGCUGGACCUCUCCGACAACGAGCUGGCCGCCUUGCCCGACGGGUGGCUGGCGCCGGCGAGGGCGCUCGGCCGGGAGUUCGGCCAGGGCGUCGACCUGGCCGGCAACCCGUGGCGCUGCGACUGCGGCCUCGCGUACCUCUGGGCCUGGCUGCGGGACAACCGCGACGCCGUCUACUGGCCGCACAAGGUGGCCUGCGCGGGGCCUCCGGCCCUGGCGGCGGCCGCCGUGGUCAACGUGAGCCGCGAGGAGCUGGAGGUGAACUGCGGGCGCGGUUGAGGUGGCGGCGGUUGGUUGUGUAGGCGGUCCGCACCGCCCCUUCUCCUCCUGUCCUCAAUC